AUGUCUGACAUUAAUAGUAUCAAGAACGUGAACCAGCCGUCUCCACGCAUGGACAGUGAAGACUUACAGCACGAUAGCAGCGAUAAGGUCAGCCCUCGGCCCGGAGGCCUAGAUGAUGGCAACCUAGGCGGGCCACAGACUCUGCGGAGGAGCCCCCGGCGACGGAUACAACGAGCCCCACAGGAUCAAGACCUGGUGGCCAGUUUCUUGGACAGUGGCAAGGUCAGGAAAGCAUCUACUAGGAAAGCAUUUACCAAGAACAUGUCUGGCAGCCGCCGGGUUGCCAGGAUGCGAGGGAGCCAGGAAUAUCGUGUGCGACGAUUGGACGGGGUGCGGCAUCGGCUCGGCCAGCCGAUAGAAUUCAAAGUGGAUUGGGUGCCAACCUGGGUACCAUUUCAUGACCUACGAGGAGAGGAACUUUUCGGGGAGGCGCGGGCUGCUGUAGAGGCAACGCUUGGAUACAAGACGUGGGGUGCGCUGGACGGACCAGAGUCGCAUCUUGCGGCCCUAGACCUGAACGAGGAGGUUGUGUACGAAUCGGAGUAG
Molecule: messenger RNA, 546 nt
Organism: Pochonia chlamydosporia 170
Lineage: Eukaryota; Fungi; Ascomycota; Sordariomycetes; Hypocreales; Clavicipitaceae
Exons: 1
Coding region: 1-546 (181 amino acids)
Source: RefSeq, a predicted model, not a curated record